AUGGCGGUUGUGAUGAAGGCUUGCAUCGUCUGGUUGGUCUUGGUACUGGGCAUUGCGAGUGCAUGGUCAUCCGAGACGCUGCGGUUUGACGCAGUGCCAACGUCCGCAAGCGUACUGUCGGUCAGAGACGAUACGCCAAAAUUCAGCCCUUCGAGGGGAUGCAAGGCUGUCUGUAAGGCCUCGGGCUGUCAGGGAUGUAACUCGAAACGCAGUCUGAGCUGGCCGAUCGGGAACUUCCACACGGGCGAUGCGGACAAUGCGACUCAAUCCGUCCAACUCUCCAAGCGCGUGCUCGCACCAGUAUCUGCAGCAAACGCUGACCGCUAUGUAUCGAAUCUCGCCAAUGGACCAGGCGUUGAAAGCAUCGUCGCCACAAAUAGCGUGGGGUCCAUCAGCUUUUCCGUGCAGGAAAUGUUCGCAAAUCAUCCAGGACCGACGCCCUUGCUCGUCGGCGUAAGACAAAGUUUUCUGACGGGAUGCACUAUCUUGACGGUGGUGAGCAAACGGGCGGUCUAUAUGGCACAUUUUUAUCAAGAUUUGGGGUUCGAGAAUGAGGAGCCUGAGGAGGGCGAUCCCCCGGUGAAUUUCCAGGGAACUGUCCUUGACCUGAUUGCUGGUACAUUGGCUGGUACCCCAGACCAGGUGAACGCUGGCGGUCCAGGUAUUGAUCCCGCUCUCUUCAACGCGGAUGGCGAUAUGCCCUAUGCGAAUAYCAUGGUGCCCCGUCRUAACAACCGAGGGAAAUCGGAAUAUUACCGCACUAUGAAUAAGCAGAUUGCAGACCUGGUGCAUCGCUUAAUACCGAGAUGCCGUAUCGACAAGUACAAAUAUUUUUCUGAAGAGGACUAUCCAGAUGAUAGUGCCAGGGGCGUGGCCAUCUUCGAGUACGACGCCGACGCAGAUGGAAACGGCCAUGGAGAUUGGCGUCUGUGGUACGAGACAAGCGUGCAAAGAGGUAGAGAGCUGGGGCAAGAUGUGAUCCCUUCGGCCGGUUCAUGA
Messenger RNA from Ramularia collo-cygni, 999 nucleotides. RefSeq lists its product as uncharacterized. The record is from RefSeq and is a predicted model, not a curated record. Bases 1 to 999 code for a protein of 332 amino acids. NCBI's taxonomy places the organism in Eukaryota, Fungi, Ascomycota, Dothideomycetes, Mycosphaerellales, Mycosphaerellaceae. The transcript has 3 exons.